AUGACCCUUGACAAAAGCCUUUUCAUGACCCUGGCUAUCCAAGAAGCUCAGAAAGACGAUGCCCAACCUGGUGGCUCUGCUGACAAGAGCGAGCUACCUAUCCAGCAAAGCAGCGCUUCGGUGCCCUCACACGGAACUACUGGCCAGGAUGCGGAAGGGGAUGCUGAACUCGAACAACAUUCGACUUGUACCUCGUCGGCGAGAAAACGGCCGGCCGACGAAACCUCACCUCUAUCUAGGCCGAAGCACAAGCGCAAGAAAUAG
Molecule: messenger RNA, 264 nt
Organism: Trichoderma harzianum CBS 226.95
Lineage: Eukaryota; Fungi; Ascomycota; Sordariomycetes; Hypocreales; Hypocreaceae
Exons: 1
Coding region: 1-264 (87 amino acids)
Source: RefSeq, a predicted model, not a curated record